Molecule: messenger RNA, 1107 nt
Organism: Micropterus dolomieu (smallmouth bass)
Lineage: Eukaryota; Metazoa; Chordata; Actinopteri; Centrarchiformes; Centrarchidae
Gene: foxq1a
Product: forkhead box Q1a
Exons: 1
Coding region: 122-979 (285 amino acids)
Biological process (GO): anatomical structure morphogenesis; regulation of transcription by RNA polymerase II; cell differentiation
Molecular function (GO): RNA polymerase II cis-regulatory region sequence-specific DNA binding; DNA-binding transcription factor activity, RNA polymerase II-specific
Source: RefSeq, a predicted model, not a curated record
AGGACUCCAUUGGAUUCAAAUCAAAGCACUUCGCCUCUUGACGCACUUCCGGACUUUACGCGGAGAUCUUAUUGGAUAGGUCUUAUACAGCGCUAUCAAAGAGGGUAACUCAUCAAAAAGCAUGAAGUUGGAGGUGUUGUGUGGAAGCCACUAUGACAUGAAACAUUUCGAGAUGUCCAGUGAUGCAGAGGGGAGUGUGCGCUCUCCUCUUUCUGCUGAGGAGGAGCUGGGGUCGGAUGGGGACUGCGUGGCGCACAGCCCUCCACCUGCUCCAUGCACCAGCACCAAAUCCAAGCCGUACACACGGAGACCCAAACCCCCGUUCUCGUACAUCGCUCUUAUCGCGAUGGCUAUCCGGGACUCCACCACUGGACGUCUGACUUUGGCUGAAAUAAACGACUACCUGAUGAAAAAGUUCCCGUUCUUCAGAGGCACCUACACCGGCUGGAGGAACUCGGUUCGACACAACUUGUCCUUAAAUGACUGCUUUCUCAAAGUGCUCCGGGACCCGUCCAGGCCCUGGGGAAAAGACAAUUAUUGGAUGCUCAAUCCUCGCAGCGAAUACACCUUUGCUGACGGGGUGUUCCGGCGCAGAAGAAAGCGCAUUCAUAAAAAGUUCAGCAGGGAGUCAGAGGUGUCCGAGCACGCAGUGGAGCCGCAGAGCGUUCAGCAGUCUGCACCCGCCACCAAGACUGAUUCACGUGUCAAGUUUACCAGUUCAUUUGCUAUAGAUAGCAUCCUCAGCACGCCGUUCAAGAGGGACUCACACAAAGAACAUUUACCGCUCCACCCUGCCUUCACCUGGCCGCGCAAUACUGAGCUAAUGGUGCCUCAUUCAAAUACACCUGCCUCAUUUCCAUACGUCAAGUCACCCUGCCAUAUGGACUCCUCUGCUGCGCAUGUGUCAAAUGCCUGUGACUACGGCCUGCUUUUACGUACUUGCGACAUCACAAAUAAAUGCGGACUCUUUUUUAUUUGAUGAUUAAAAAUCAUCAUUGUGCACUGCUGAUGAGUUAAAAGGGAUUAAACGUUGUUGUGGUGGAAAGGUGUUACACUUUCUUAUUUUGGUACCCACCCACCCUCUUUACCCCUUCAUCGGAUAUGAUC